AAGUUUCAAUUGUGGCUUAUGGAAGCGGUUGUUUUUGUUUUCUCGGGUCAACUGAAAGGCUUUCAAAAUCGUGGUUACUUUUUCACCUGACGUCGGAUAUCUAUACGAACUGCAUUAAAGACACAAUUGGAGUGUUAUCGAAGCUAAUUCAAUGGGUGCCAUUGAGAGCACAGAGGGGGAAAGGGAUCCAUUGAUCGUUCCAACUCAAACUGAGACUAGCAUACAGCCAGUAUACAGCAGAGUCUAUGGACGAAGAUGGCUGGUCCUGACCCUGUUUUCGUUGUUGGGGUUUAUGCAAGGAAUGGUAUGGAACACUUGGGGCCCGAUACAGAUCUCUGCGAAGCAGGCGUUCAGUUUCUCAUCCACGGACAUUGCCGUUCUGGUAUUGUGGGGUCCCGUGGGCUUCUUUCCUUGGCUGUUAUUUGUGUGGCUAAUGGAUAAAAAGGGACUGCGGGCAUCCCUGCUGCUCUCUGCGUUCUUCAUGGUGCUGGGCUCAGCCAUGCGCUCCGUCCCCAUCGUAGACCUGCACCUCAGGCGUUGGUUGAUUCACGGGGGGCAGCUGCUCAAUGGUUUAGCCGGCCCCACCAUCAUGAGUGCCGGCCCUCUGCUCUCCACCACAUGGUUCGCUCCAGACCAGCGGGCCACUGCCACUGCUGUGGCCUCCCUGGUUUCCUACCUGGGCUCAGCCUGCUCCUUCAUAAUGGGCCCUCUCCUCGUGCCAGCACCCAACGGAACCAUAAACGCCAUGGGGUUUGUGUACAGCGGCACCAUCUCCACGGUAACGGACAGCUACAUCAGAGACAGGAUACAACUGGUGCUUUACGCAGAGUUUGGGAUGAUCGCUGUGCUGUUUGCCGUGGUGCUGUUGUACUUCCCCUCACGCCCUCCCAUGCCCCCCAGCGUGGCAGCUGCCAGUCAGAGACUCAGCUACCGGAGCAGCAUCUGCAAACUGCUAAGCAAUGGGCGAUUCUUGAUGAUCGCGCUGGCCUACUCUGUUCCCACCGGGGUGUUAGCAGGCUGGUCAGGGGUUCUCGAUAUGAUUCUCACCCCAGUCAACAUGAGCCAGGUGGAUGCGGGCUGGGUUGGGUUCUGGUCCACAGUGGGAGGCUGCAUGUUUGGAGUGGCGAUGGCCAGGUUUGCUGACUCCAUCCGGGGGAUGCUUAAGCUGAUCCUGGUGCUGAUGCUGGCCGGUGCCUCACUCGCCGCCACCUGGUUCACCCUCACCUGCCUGACCAGGCUCACCCACCUGCCCUCCACCAAAGCCACGCUCUACACGUCCUGUAUCCUGCUUGGUGUCUUCAUCAACAGCAGCAUACCCAUCUUCUUCGAGCUCUUCAUCGAGACGGUCUACCCAGUGCCCGAGGGCAUCACCUGCGGAGUGGUCACCUUCCUCAGCAACCUCUUCACGGGCCUCCUCCUCUUCUUCCUCACCUUCUACUUCACAGAUACAUCCUGGUUGAACUGGUGUCUGACGGGGUCCUGUGUCUUCAGUCUCAUCCUCAUUCUCAUGUUUCGAGAGUCCUACGACCGCCUCUACCUGGAUGUCUUUGUGUCUGUCUGAACUCAACAUCACCCUUUUUCAAAAAAGGAGAAGUUACAGCCCUUUUUUAAAAAAAAAAAGAGAGAGUGAAUGAGAAAGGAAUGAAAUUGCAGUUUUUGCGCCGAAUUGCACACAGAAGAGGAAACUGAAACGGUUAGAGCAGCAAGACAGACGUGUCGCUGUGUCUGUCCUCCAGUUUUAUUGACUUCGAUACUCUAAGAGGACCUGCUGUAUGCUGUUUGUUGUUAAUGUUGUAAAAGUAUGUGACGACAGUUGCUUUCAAGAUAUCGAUCGGGAUCACAAGGGAGAAAGAAAAGGACCUGAAGUCCUAAUGUCACUUAGCGUAGUUAAUGUUUCUUACCAACACUGAGUUUUUUCUCUCUUGGUCUUGAUAAUUCUUGGUCUUGGUUUUAUAAUUAUUAAUGUUGUUUUUAUAUAUAUAUAUAUAUAUAUAUAUAUAUAUAUAUAUAUAUAUAUAUUGUCUGAAGGUGAUAUCAAUGUCACCCCAGUUUUGGGCAUGAGGGACCUCUUUUGUUUACAAUGUUCAAAUAGGUGGAGUGGUUGUUUCUUUAGCCAUAGAUGUAGAAGCUCUCAGUAGUGCCCACUAGUCCCAUGUAGCUUAGCUUGUUAGCUCUGCUGAUAAACCAGACACACUCUUAAUAAGAGACUAGACAGAGGCUGUGGCGUCACUGCAACAAGGGAGCACUCAGUGGUUCAAAGUCUUAACAUCCACUUCUGAAGAACAACAUAGAGGGCGGAGGUGUGUCCAUUUGGAAAAUGUUGGCGCUUUCAAUGACCUGUGCCCAUUAUGAAAUUACAUAUGGCCUACCCCCCAGACCUAUUAUGCAAAUGGUGAUUAGUAAUCCAUUUCUCUCUUCUUUAUUGGAUAGAAGUUCAUUGGGAAUGUAAUUUUUUUUUAGUAAUGCAGGUUAUGAUUGGACAUGGGUUACCAUGCCUUGUUAGUGUAACUAAAUGGGCACCCAAUCAGCAACCUGCUUUACUGUAUAAACCUCUUUUUUGGUGAAGGGUUCGCUUACUGAGGAAGUGAUGUGCUUCGUGGUCAACGUAUAGCGGUUUUGCCAUUUCCACAGGACCUGUGGGCCCAGUGAUUGGAACCACACAAUGCACAGGGAUGGGGUUGUCAUGUUAUGUCAGAUGGUAGUCAUGGAACUUUUGUAACCUUUCCAGUUCUCAAGGAAGCCUAACCUCACUUGUGCCGAGCAUGUUUUAAACGUUUUGUUUUUUAACUCCAUUUUGAUACAGUUGCUGUACUUGUUCAAACCGAUGUUUAUUUAUUCAAAGGAUCAGAACACUAAUUCUGUCAAAAUAACGCUGUGGAUAACAAAGACUGUUAAAACACAUCAUGGAAACUCUAGCCAGCAAACUGACAAAAAAUGGAGAGAGUCUGCACAAGUGGCACUGGUGCCCUGCUGUAACUGCAGUGCACAGAGUUCACCAGCAGGGAGCGCUGUGCCCAACAGACCCACUCUCGGCAGCAACUGCACCAUCCCUACCCAUGCCACGUCAGACAACUGAUUAAACAUGAAUCCCUGUUGGGUUUUUUUUUUUUUUUUUUUUUCAGUGGGGAACUCUAAAGAGAUCUCCCCAGCAAGCUGUGACCUGGAUUCAAUAGUAAAGACUUGUGCAAAGACUUUCACAGACUGGACCCACAGCUGUGUCGGUGGGUUUGUGUAGGCUUUUGGAAAUAGACUCCCCUGUCUUCUCAAGCCACUACUCAGUUGUGCAGACCCCCUACCAUACACACACACACACACACACACACACACGCAUACAUCUCUGCCUAACUCCACAGGCUCCCGGCAUUUGGGAUUUCUGCUCCUUAGAGGCUUGAGAGGAUGUGUUUGGGGCGGAUGAGGCGAGGCCAAAGCCUAAUGAAAUGUGUAAUUCAGCGAGGGUCUCCCCUGGCUCUGGCCCAGGCACACAGCUUCAAAGAGAGAGAGCGAGUCCCCCCCCACUCCGGCUGCCCAGCAGUGGGGACCUGAGCUGACCAUGGCCUCCCAACCACUGGAUGUCUGAGGAUCUUCUGGGAGAUCGACCGCUCCACAUGGGACUCUAUGGCCUGUUUUUAACCCAUUUUAGAUGGGUUGAGUGUAGCGGUGUGAUUAUUAUUAACACGGUUCAAUGUUGGUAGGAGGCUCUGUGUGUGUGUUGCCCCUUCCUCUGCUGUGUUGUGCUGUGCAUAGGACAGAGCGAAGGGAAUAGUCUCACAGUGCCCAUACGGAGCGAUUCCACUUUGUAAAAAAAAAAGAUGGUGUCUUUUACCUGGUGAAAAUGUUGCCUUAAUUAACAGUGACUGUGCAUUUUGCAUUUUCUUCCUCCCUCCUACCCACUCUCUCUCUUUCUCCUGCCCUCUUUUCCUCCUGCUCUCUUUUCCUCCUACCUCUCUUCUCUCUAUCUCUCUCUCUCUCUCUCUCUCUCACUGUGACAAUGCCGUCAUCUCAAUGCAGUUUCAGGGUCAUGGGACGAUACCAGUUCUCACUGUUGUGUGCUCUCUUGUAAUAUAAAACAGGGGGUCAUGCUGUACUGGGGUUGUCCUUGUCCUUGCCCUUUCUGUGAGAUGUACGUCAACGAUUUUCUGCACCUUAUUAAACGACUUUCUUUUUUUCAGA
Molecule: messenger RNA, 4170 nt
Organism: Clupea harengus (Atlantic herring)
Lineage: Eukaryota; Metazoa; Chordata; Actinopteri; Clupeiformes; Clupeidae
Gene: slc49a4
Product: solute carrier family 49 member 4
Cellular component (GO): intracellular membrane-bounded organelle; membrane
Source: RefSeq, a predicted model, not a curated record